AACUUUUGAAUCUCUACAAAAGUCUUGACAAGAUUGGCCAGAGACCUCAUUUUUUUCGAACAGUCAUUAAGUGUAUAAGUCAUUAUUCAUCAACUAUUGAUAGUGAACUAGUUUCUCGAAAGAAUGAAAUUCGACCAAUAGGUACAAAAUUCGACAGAAUUAAAACCAUUGUUAAGACUGAUUUUACGAGAAUAAAUUCCAAAAUAUUAAAAGAAGAGAAAAAUCCGAAAUUUACCAUCUUCCUCUAAAGUUGUAAAUUAUUUUGUUUCUCCUUCGUCGUAUGAAGGAUAAAUUAAGUUUUUUAACAAGUCCAUUAGAACGAAAGAAAAAUGGUGACAAAAGUGCCAAUGUGUCAAGUGCCACUGGAAUCAAAGUGGCGACGUGGACCAAAUUAUAUUUAUGAAAAAAAUUAUGGAUACGGAAUCAACUAUUACCAACCGAUGAUCGACUAUAUUGAUGAAAAGGAGAACAAUAUCAGAGCCAAGUCAGCAUAUCCCCACUUGCCGUGGUCAGAUGGUCGUGCAUUUUGGGAACACAAGACUGUGAGGCCAUACAGUAGGCAAGACCUUGUGAAACACGCAAUUAACGCCGAAGCAAAGGCCAGAGAGCAUUUGGAAAAUUUUAAGAAGCAGCUCACGUGACGAAGGAAAUAAUUGAGGGCAAAUUAGACACAUUGUCACUGGAAGCAGCUAGAGCGCAAAGGAAAGCUUUUUCAGAGGACGAAAUACAAGAGAUGUCGGGUUUGGAGAUUCAAGCUUUAAGAGAGCUGCAGGAAAUGUCGGCACUUAAUG
Leptopilina heterotoma is the source of this 791-nucleotide messenger RNA. RefSeq names its product paramyosin, short form-like. The record is from RefSeq and is a predicted model, not a curated record. Bases 330 to 641 code for a protein of 103 amino acids. NCBI's taxonomy places the organism in Eukaryota, Metazoa, Arthropoda, Insecta, Hymenoptera, Figitidae. The transcript is spliced from 2 exons.